CGUUUUCUAAAAUACAUAGGCCAGGUGGUGGGGUAGGGAUUCCGCCCGGCUGUCUAUUUUAUAGUCUGAGCAAAAUCUUUCUCUUCGUUCUUAGUUGGAGAGAUGUUAAGCAAAAAUGGUGUGACAGAGAUCUGUGCGGUGAAGGCUAGCUUAGCUCAGCUUAAAGGGCACAUUGCAUGCGUGGCUGCACAUACAAGAAUGGUGCGUAUAUUUAGUCCAGGGUGGUUUCUAAAAGAUGCAUAUUUUCCUGUCAUUUCUCUGUCCUGAAAGUAAUGAAUUAUUGUUAAAAACAAUUUCCUUUUUCCACAAAUUGAGAAUAUUUGAUAACAGGCAAAAAGCAGGAUAAAGUUAUUGUUGUUUUGAUAAUAGACAUGUUUAUAUUAGGUUAGUACCUCUCCUAACAUUUAGCUAGUGGCUGAGCUGAAGAUGGUUAAAAACCAUCUUUUGUUUCCAAGAAAUAAACUGAAAAGAAGGCACUGCUCCUUGAGUAAAGAGCAAUAUUGACCACUGCUAGAGUGGAUUUUUGAGCUGGGAGUUUGACAGAGCCAUACGUAAAUAGCAAAAGGUCUUGAGUAGCUUACUGAUGUUCAAGGGAUGUAUGUAUGUAAAAUACGAAAACUAUGUAAAGAACAGACUUGGGCUUCUGCAGAAGGUAGGUGGUCUUCAUCAUUGAGCAUCUGUCGCGGACCAAGCUGUGCCAAGUUGGAAGGAUAUAAGGAGAACCACAAUCCCCUUUUGUAGUGUACUACAGUAAAAUUUGGGAAAGCCAGAACCUGUGUGAGGCAGAAGCUUGUCAGAGAAGGAAAACUCAAAACUAUUUUCCACUAGUAAGAGAGCGACAGAAAAGUGGUUAAGACUACACCUUGUCAAAGGUGGAAAACUUGGCAAGACGUGGAAAAAACAAGGCAGCCCCAUUGAGCUCUGACUCUCAGAGGUUUCACUCUAUUAAGAUUUUUUUGAAUGUUCUAGUGGGGAAGUUAAAAUUGAUUUGCAGAGAACUUACUGUAUUAUCAGUAUGCUACGUUCAUGGUCUAUCCUGGAUUAUCAGAGGUAGGCAUCUAUUGUUUAGAUAAAUGUUCAUAGAUGUUCAGUACACCUCCAUGAUUGUGCAUGGUGUCCCUGUGCCUAGAGUAUACAUCUCCAGCCUACCUGCUCACCUCCAUUAAUCUCUGUUCUUGAGAACUAAAGAAGGAAAAAGAGGCCUCUGAGCUGCUGCUGUUAACUUUCCACGAUAUAGUUUAACUUUUUUCCUACUCAACCAUGGUACGUAUUUUAAAAGCAUGCAAAGUAGAGAAAAACUUGUGUUGAAACCUUAUGUAAACUUGAGAAACUUGUUUUUACACUUAGGAAUACUAGGUGACGGUUAAGUCAACAUUAACAGUCUUCUCUCUACCCCCCAUUCUAUCGAAGGUGAUAGAAUUAAUGAUUUUUCAUUCUAGUUCAUGUUAAAUUUGGGCAUUGUUCUAGGUGUUGCAAAUAAGACAGUCUAUUUGGGGGAAGCUAAUGUGAAAACUGAGGAAUAUAAAAAUAGUAUAAGAUCAAGGUAUAACAAGAAUCAGUGUAAAAAAGGUGAGAUACGGUACACUAGAUCAUAAUUUAAGUAUUAAGAUUUUACUUGGGGGGGGCGAGCCUUUAAUAUACCUGUGAAAACACAGGUAAAAUGUCUUUAAGGUGUAACCAAGCAAAGCCUGAAAUAAACAAUUACCUCUUGUCCUAGUACAACAAAUUCAGCUUGGCUGACAAUUUUUACUCUAAAAGAUACUUCUUACCCACCCCCCAAAAUUUUAUUAAUACAUUACCUCCAUAUUGGCCCAAAGGCACAGCAGAGGAAAUCUUAAGUAUUUAUUAGUGGGCUUGAGUGUUUUCAUGUGUUUUGGCACAAACUGAAUUGGAGAGGGAUUUUUUUUUUUUUAAUUAGAUUUUCUUUGGUAGUAUUUGGGACUUGAAACGAGUUUUUGUCAUUUCUACAUCGUACCUGCAUUAUUUAAUCAAAUUUUUAUUUAAAUCUAUUUGUUUUAUGUUUAAUUUUAAAAGGAAAUCACUUUCACAUAGGGGGUGGUUAAGACUGGGCCAGCAUACAGACCAGCUUAUUGGGGAGAAUCUGGACCUGAGUUCUGUGUGCCCCGUUGCAUAGGUGUGAGGGGUGCAUCUCUACCUUCUAAAUCCUCCUCCCUCCCCCAGUUGUAGUUGGAAAGUCUGCGGAUCGAUUGGGUCUAAGCAGAUCAGACUUGUGGACAGCUAGGUAGCUUUGUUUUUGUCCUGACGCUAGGAACUCACGUCCCUAAAAUUCUUUCAAGGGUGCUGCUUCAAGUGCCCCCAGCCCCAAGUACUACGGACUGGGUGCCUCAUCCUGCUUUUGAGCCCGCUGCAUUCCACCGUCUGCCUGUCUCCUCAGGGGCCAAAGAGCGCCACCCAGCGACUUCAGAAUAUAGGAGGGUGGAAGGCGCGGGAGGUGCGUUCCCUGCGGUAGUUCAGCUACUCUCGGCCGGCCACUGGGGGCUCUGGCUUGGGCAGUAGUCGCCGGGGAGUGCUGUUUCGGGAGAAGGCUAUCAGCUAAAAAUCAGAAUUGACCCACACCGCACCCUGGAAAACAAUUCCAGCCCUCUGGGCCUCAUGUUGCCCCAGUGUAUGUUGGGUGUAAAAUGGAGAACUUUUCCCGCAGGCUUACGUGCAAACGCAUGCAACUGAAGCUUUACAAAAAUUGUGCUAGCUACUACCCACCCCUUUCCAAGACGAUUGCUCUUCACGUGUUGAAGUUUGUCACUAUCUAAGUCGACCAUUUUAGAAAAAUCCAGAGUAUUCCAUGGGUAGUCUGCAGCUAGCACUCGGAAGCUCAGAAAUUUAAAUAACUUACUAGGGUCCCUGUGAAUAGGCGUCGACUUGACCGCAAUGGGUUAUCGAGUGAUUUAGAUUUUUUUUAACGCUUGUUAAUUGGAGCCUACAUUUUCAUGUCAAGUGGGGUUGUGUUUUACCCUAUAUCCAGAGGGUAACUUUUUUUUACCAAAACCUUUACCAGUAGCCUCAAAAUCUGAUGUUUUCAUGAACUCGAGUCUCAGAAAGUAGAAGGGAAAAUGCCCCUUCACCCUUUCGGGGUCUCCAGUUGGAUCACAACCUUACACCAGGCCCUACACGUGGCUCCUCAGCGUGAGAAAAAAACGAGAGGGGAGGGGAAAAGAGAAACUGCCAGAAUUUAAGAUGUCUGCUUAAAGAUACUUCGAUCUCCAAGGAAGGGUCUGCCAGCUUCCAAAAUGUACGCCCUGCGGUCCUGACGUCACCCACUCGGCCUCACGAAGCCAAAAGCCAGUGCGCUCCAAUCAGGGUCCAGUCCCCUCACCCACAGCUUUUGAUCACGUCACUUCCGGUGGUGCAGCAGCCAUUUUGUCAGUCGCCAGCGGAUCCCGCGCGCUGGAGAAGUCCAGUUCCCCCUGGUUACCAACUCGUCCCUUCUUCCUCCUUGCGGGCGCCGUCGGAAAGAGCUCACCAGGGCGCAGCCGUUCCUUCCGAUAGUGCCGCCGCUGCUACUGUGCAUUCCCCCGGAGCUAGUACGCUGUCGUCCUCCCCUGCCACUGACCGGCGCCCUCCGGGAGCCGCCAUCCGCUAUGUCAAGCGAGGAGAGCUACCGGGCCAUCCUGCGGUACCUGACGAACGAGCGCGAGCCCUACGCGCCGGGCACCGAGGGCAAUGUCAAGCGGAAGAUCCGCAAGGCGGCCGCCUGCUACGUGGUGCGCGACGGCACCCUGUACUACCAGCGACGGCAGCGGCACCGCAAGACCUUCGCGGAGCUGGAGGUGGUGCUGCAGCCCGAGCGGCGCCAGGGGCUCAUCGAGGCGGCGCACCUGGGCCCGGGCGGAACCCACCACACGCGGCACCAGACCUGGCAUGACUUGUCCAAGACCUACUGGUGGCGAGGUAUAUUAAAGCAAGUCAAAGAUUACAUUAAACAGUGUAGCAAAUGUCAGGAGAAACUAGAUCGUUCUCGCCCAAUAUCAGAUGCCUCAGAAAUGUUGGAAGAGUUGGGGCUAGACCUUGAGUCUGGAGAAGAAAGUAAUGAAUCAGAGGAUGACCUGAGCAAUUUCACUUCACUUCCAACUACAGCCUCUAAGCCUGUGAAAAAGAAGCCAGUAUCCAAACACGAACUUGUAUUUGUUGACACUAAAGGUGUGGUGAAACGAUCUUCUCCGAAGCAUUGUCAGGCGGUCUUAAAACAACUGAACGAACAAAGACUCUCCAACCACUUCUGUGAUGUUACUUUGUUAAUUGAAGGAGAAGAGUACAAAGCUCAUAAAUCUGUUCUGUCAGCUAAUAGUGAAUACUUUCGAGAUCUUUUUCUUGAGAAAGGAGCUGUUUCCAGUCAUGAGACUGUGGUGGAUCUUUCUGGUUUUUGUAAGGCAAGCUUCCUUCCUCUACUAGAAUUCGCCUAUACUUCUGUGCUGAGUUUUGACUUCUGUAGCAUGGCUGAUGUUGCCAUCUUGGCUCGUCAUCUCUUCAUGUCAGAAGUUUUAGAAAUCUGUGAAAGCGUACACAAACUGAUGGAAGAGAAGCAGCUAACAGUGUAUAAAAAGGGUGAAGUACAAACAGUUGCAUCUACCCAGGACUUACCAGGACAGAAUGGAGGAACAGCCCCUCCUGUGGCUAGCAGUGAGGGAACUACAGCAGCUUUAUCUCCUGAACUAGAGGAAUGUGAAAUUGUACUCCUAGUAAAUGGAGACUUGCCAGAAGCAGAGCAGAAUGGAGAGCUAGGACGACAGACCGAGCCCCAGGUUUCUUCAGCGGCUGAAACUGCUCUGGCACCUGUUGAAUGUAUCGCUGAUAGCCAUUCUGAAAUGGAAUCUGUUGAUUUAGCAAUAAAAAACAACCAGACAGGCCUAGAAACUUCAAACGGCAAAGAAGAUAGCACAAUCUCUAAUAUUCAUCCUAAACUUUCAAAAGACAAUGUGAUCAGUAGCUCCCCGGAGAACAGCGAUAUGGGAACUGAUACAGCCAAUGAGGAUAACUGUGCUGAGGACACUCCAGAGCAUAAACAGAACCUCGUCCCACCUUUAAAAGAUCAGGAAGAUCCCAUUACCCCGACAUCAAAGGCAGACCUCGGCCCUGAGGAUGAUACUUACAGAAGCAGGCUUCGGCAGCGUUCUGUUAGUGAAGGAGGGUAUAUCCGACUGCACAAGGGAAUGGAGAAGAAGCUGCAGAAGCGGAAAGCUGUUCCCAAGUCAGCAGUUCAACAAGUGGCCCAGAAAUUAGUUCAAAGAGGUAAAAAGAUGAAACAGCCAAAAAGGGAUGCUAAAGAGAACAGCGAAGAAGCAUCGCAUAAAUGUGGGGAAUGUGGGAUGGUUUUUCAGAGACGAUAUGCCCUUAUAAUGCACACCCUGAAACACGAAAGAUCUCGAGAUUACAAGUGUCCGUUGUGUAAAAAACAGUUUCAGUACAGUGCCUCCUUGAGAGCACACCUGAUCCGACACGCCAGGAAAGACGCCCCCACAUCAUCCUCUUCCACAUCCACGUGCAGCGAGGCAUCGGGAACACCAUCGGAGAAGGGCAGAACCAAGCGAGAGUUCAUAUGCUCCAUAUGUGGAAGGACAUUACCUAAGUUAUAUUCUCUUCGAAUACACAUGUUAAAGCACACAGGUGUAAAGCCACAUGCAUGCCAGGUCUGUGGAAAGACUUUCAUCUAUAAGCAUGGUCUAAAAUUACACCAGAGUCUCCACCAGUCCCAAAAGCAGUUCCAGUGUGAACUGUGUGUUAAGUCAUUUGUUACCAAACGAAGUCUUCAAGAACAUAUGAGUAUUCACACAGGAGAGUCCAAGUACCUUUGCUCAGUUUGUGGAAAGUCUUUUCAUAGGGGCUCUGGACUCAGCAAGCACCUAAAGAAACACCAGCCAAAGCCUGAGGUUCGAGGGUAUCAUUGUACUCAAUGUGAGAAGAGCUUCUUUGAAGCGAGAGAUCUUCGCCAGCACAUGAACAAACACCUGGGUGUGAAGCCGUUCCAGUGCCAGUUUUGUGACAAGUGCUACAGCUGGAAGAAGGACUGGUAUUCCCACGUCAAGUCUCAUUCUGUCACUGAGCCUUACAGGUGUAAUAUAUGUGGCAAAGAAUUUUAUGAAAAAGCGUUGUUCCGAAGGCAUGUAAAGAAAGCUACCCAUGGCAAAAAAGGAAGAGCAAAACAGAACCUGGAAUGGGUGUGUGAACAAUGCGGAAGAAAAUUCACUCAGCUGAGAGAGUACAGGAGACACAUGAAUAACCAUGAAGGAGUUAAGCCAUUUGAGUGCUUAACAUGUGGAGUAGCUUGGGCUGAUGCCCGAUCUCUAAAACGCCACGUCAGAACACAUACUGGUGAGCGGCCCUAUGUCUGUCCUGUAUGUAGCGAAGCCUACAUAGACGCUCGAACACUUCGCAAACAUAUGACUAAAUUCCACAGAGAUUAUGUGCCUUGCAAAAUUAUGCUGGAGAAAGAUACCCUUCAGUUUCAUAACCAAGGAACUCAAGUGGAACACGCCGUUAGCAUCUUAACAGCAGACAUGCAGGGACAAGAAAGCAGUGGUCCUCAAGAACUUGAGACUGUAGUGGUGACAGGAGAAACUAUGGAAGCCCUCGAAGCUGUUGCAGCUACUGAAGAGUGUCCAUCCGUAUCUACGCUUUCUGACCAAAGUAUCAUGCAGGUGGUUAAUUACGUAUUGGCCCAACAGCAAGGACAGAAGCUUUCUGAAGUUGCAGAAGCUAUUCAGACUGUUGAAGUAGAGGUGGCACAUAUUUCAGAAGCAGAGUGAAUAUAGUAAUGGAGAUGAAAACGAAGUGACAUCUCAUGUACGGUGAACUCAUGGAACAUUUGUUUACAGUACUCUGUGACUAUCAACUUAGAGUUUGUCAAGGCUCUGGGCUGUUUACUGAUAUGACAUUUCUGAACUGUUUGGCCAGUGGGUCCUCUAGAAAAAUGCAUUUACUGUAAAGGAAUUGAAAAUGAAUCUAUUUGAUGGUAGUGGUUUAUCAUGGUAUAAUUUUUUAUGAAUUAAAAUGACUCAGCUUCAUUUGCAUUUUGACACUAUUUUAUUAUAUGUUUUGAGUUUCAAAGGCUGCACCAAUGGGCUUUUCUUCUCUGUUUAUCCUCGGAAUAUAGAGGUAAGGUUCUAUGAUUUCAUCUGCCCCAUUUAUGGAUUAAAAAGAAAAUUCCAGUAUAAAGCAUUUUAGUAGAAUAUAUAGAUAUAUUACAUUUUUUAAAUGCUUCAAAUCUGUGAUUGUUGACUAUUUAUUUUAACCCCCUCUUUAAGUCAGGGAUCUUUAUUUUAAAGCACUUAAUAAGUUACAUGUUAACAAUCAAGUUUGCACAGUCUACUUACCUAUACGGGGAAACCAUGAAUUAACAGCCGACUUUUAAAAUGCCAUUAAAAUACAUGAAAUGCCUAUUAAAGCCUUUGGAUGCUGUCUCUUCAAGGCAGGUAAGCGGGCCAUGAGAAAAAAGCUGUUACUCAAUAGUGUUGAUGGAAAUUUCUCCUUGAUAACAUAGGCCGAUAAACGGAAAGAAUGAAAAAAACAAGGAAUCUAGUUCUUUUGCUGAAGAAUGAACAAGUUAAAACUUGGUUUGGUAUGUUUUCAGCUUUCGUAUCAUGUUUAAUUGUUUAAUUUUGUUGAAAAACGACAGUUUAGAAAUAGGACAGCAAUAGUAGACAUCUGCAGUAGCCCCCUAAUACCAUGUAAUUGUCAAAUAAUUGGAGAAAGACUGAAUGUUCUUCAGUGCAGCCCUCGUUAUAGUAUACUACUGGAAGAAAUUAAAUGAUCACAGUCCACCAAAUUAUUGAAAGUAAAUUAUUCUAAAAAGUUAUGGGAAAACUAAAUUAUAUUAAUUCAUGUGUUAGAUUUUAAAUUCCCACAUCUUGAAGCUAUCCAGUUUUCUGAUUUUCAGAAUAACCACAAGGAAAUCUCACUUUUCUAAGAAAUCACCACUGAAGCUAUAAAUGUCAAAAUUAAACUUUCAAGUAUUAGAAGCUAUUAUAAAGUGUGAAAUUAAGAAAUAAGCAAACCACAUGUAAAUCAUUUCUAAAGCACAAGAAGAGAAUGUGCCUUGAUGUACAUAUAUUAUUGAGAUACUUGUUUACUUUAAAAAUGGCUUUAAGGCUUAGGAGUCAGCGUGACAGCCAUGCAUGCGUUACAGCUGCACAUGUAAUAUCUGCGUUGGCAAGUGUUCCGGUGUUUAAUAGCUGUGUGGCUGACUUUCAGUUUUAAGAACUGAAUUCGCUUAUAGCCCAUAACUGUAUAACGGCUGCUCAGUUAUGGUGUUUUCAGUUUGUGAAAAUGUACUUCAGCAUGACUGAAAUUUGGAAUUGUCUUUUAUGUUCCAUCCUCGCCAUUGUUAUUAGAUUUAGUUAAUUGUAUGAAACCAUUAAUGUAUGUCAUCAAGAUGUAAAUAAAAGAUGCUGAAUCUUGUUUAAAAGCAUAAGCGUUGGAGUUGAACUUGGCCCUAUUUUCAAUUCAUAAGUCAAUUGCUGCUAAUUGAUUUUAUUCACUUAAUUUUUAAAAGGGAAGAGGAACUGAACACAUGAAAAAGUAAUCAUGGAGGGAACACCGAAUAAUAUGAAAACGUCUUACUCAAACAUAACCUUAUCACAAAACUAAAUGUAUUGCAAAUAAUUGUGAACUUUGGAUAAUUUAAAUUUGUAGAAUUAUAUCAGUUCCAUUAGAAACAAAUGUUAAGAAAGUUCUGAAAAGUCAGCACAUUUUUAAUGUUACAGUGGGGAAAAUUUCCGUAUUUAAUUCAUAACAAAUCCCUUUUUAUAAAUAUGCAGUAUUUUUAUUGUUAGAUGACUUUCCCAAACUGUGUGGGUGUCCUCUGGCCAAAUCUGAGGAUUUUAAGCCCUUUUGCCUAUUUGUUGCCUCCACUGCUGCUAAGCAGGCGAGUUCUUGCUUUUAGUCACUGAGGUGCAUGUGUCGUCAGUAGAUGAAUUAAGUGCUCCUCUCACACGGGUUUUAAUCUAUUUUAUUACACACCAGUGGCUUUGUGCAGAAUUUCACAGGAUUGCCUGUGCUGGACCUAAAGCUAAAUCCAAACCUUCAGGUUUCUUGUAGCACUGGUGUAAAUUAUUGAUGCAUUGGUGAUUCAAUCUUUUCAAAUCUGCAAUCUUCGUGAAGGUUCCUAGGCAAGGGUUUCAUAGAUGCAUUUGGAGAGAACUGAGAUCUUAGAACACUGAAUCUCACAAUCCACAAACACUGUAUAAUCCUCCACUUAUUUAGGUUCUCUUCCUCUCAGGAACAUUUUAUAUAGCGUGUGUGUGUAUCUUGUAAUCUUAGAUUUAUUAUUAUUUUGUUUUUAUGCAAUUCUGAAUGGUAUUUUUUAAGUUUCAUUUUAUACUUAUUUCCUGCUGGUAUAUAGAAAUACAACACUUCUGUAUAUAAAGGGGGAAACCCUGGUGGUGUAGUGCUUAAGUGCUACGGCUGCUAACCAAAUGGUCGGCAGUUCAGAUCCACCAGGUACUCCUUGGAAACUCUAUGGGGCACUUCUACUCUGUCCUAUAGGGUCACUAUGAGUCAGAAUCAACUCGAUGGCAACGGGUUUUGGUAUAUAAAGGGGAUAUUUUUCAUCUGAUAAAUGUCUACAAGACAGUACAGCAAAACAUUCUAAAUAGUGAAAUGUUUAAUUUUCACUGAGACUGAAAAGUCCUUUGUCAUGGUUUCGUGGGACAUCCCAGUUAAUUGGUCUAAUAAUAUGUUUAGUGCUUUUGUUCUGCCUCCUAGUUUGCUGCAUAGUGCCCACGGUCUUAAAAGCUUGCAAGUGUUCAUCCAAGAUGACAACAAAUGUUCUCUAUUCUGGAAUAAUGGAGGAAGAAGGAGAGUCAGGAAUAGGAGGAGAACAUGGAAUGUGUGGCUAAUUGCACUAAACAACUGCCUCCAUUGCCAUGAGACCAGAAGAACUGGAUGGUACCCAGCUACCAUUACUGGACAUCUCGAUCAAAGAUUCCAUGGAAGGAUCCUGAUCAAAAGGGGGAAAAUCUGGAACAGAACUGAAAAUUCUCAGAGAAUCAGACUUUCUACAGAGAGCCAUGGAGGCUGAAUGAUUGCCCAAAGGUAAUCUUUAAACCUUAAACCAAGACUAUCCCCUGAAGUCUUCUUAAAACCAAACAGUAGCUGAACUAAUAAAAAAUGUCUCCCUUGAGCAUUAUGCUCUUCAAUCUAUAUGGUAUCAAAUUGACAACGGAAGAAUAGAUAGGAGGCAACUAAGAAAAGGAGGGUGAGAAUGGCCGCACAACCUGAAGAAUGUAAUAGUCACUGGAUUAUACAUAUAGAAACUCAGUUUGCUUUUGCUGUAUAUAUUCUCAAGAACAACAAUAAAAUAUUCAAAAAAGAAAAGUCCUUUCAUCCAGCAACCUUGCUGAAGUCCCUUAUUAAUUUAAAUAGUUUGGAUUUCCUUCUCACUCAAUUAUGUUAUUUGCAAAUAAGAAAAGUUUGAAUUUUCUGUUUCCAGUUCUUCUAGCUUGCCUAUUCCUGUCUAGGCUUCCAGUACAGUGCUAAAUAGAUGGAGUGACAGUUGGCAUUCUUAUUAAGCUUAAUAAGAGAAUCUGUUUUCUUAAUGGAGUGAAUGCUGAAUUUUUAUACUUUCUUUGCAUCUCAUUCUAUUAAUGUGAAUUUAAUAGAUUUUUGAAUGUCAAAUCAACCAUCUAUUGAAGUCCCACUUGGUAUGUAUCAUUAGAUUCAGCUUGUUAAUAUUUUUGUUUAGGAUUUUUGCAUCUGUCUUUGAGAUUGACCUGUAAUUUUCCUUUCUUAUGUCCUCGUUGGUUUGUUCUCAGGGUAAUGCUCUCUGUAAGAAAUUAGUUCCCUUCCCUUUCUGAACAACCCUAACAUCUUCAGAUGGGGAACAGCGAAGUAGACACACUGUGGACUCAGUAGUACUGUUUGUUGAAGCCAGAGCAGUACUGGCUUGUGUCUAUGUCUGUGUAGGAAGGCUGGACAGCAAGAGGUAGUAAAGCCUGGGCAGGGAGAGAAGGGCAUCCGCGUAGAGGGGUGGUCCGGAUUAGUGGCCAGAGAUCAGGUGGGGCUGAAAGGGUGCCCAUGUGGGCAAUGAAGGCAAUAAUAAGAUAUGUACACAUACGAAGGAUACUGGAAGCCAGCUUUCUCACUGUCAGAGAAGGGAGUUAUACAAAUAUAGAAAAGGAGGUAAUGAAGUGGAACUGGAGGUAUCAGUGUAGACUAAUAGAUGUCAACAUACAGAUAGGAACUAUUUUUGUAAAUACGUGUAUACGUAUGUGUGUGUAUGUAUAACUCAGACCCAGUAGCUGUCAAGUCGAUUCCAACUCAGGGUAACCCUGUAUGUGUCAGAGUAGAAUUGUGCUCCACAGGGUUUUCAGUCGUGGAUUUUUUUGGAAGUAGACUGCCAGGGCUUUUUUGUGAGGCUCCUGUGGGUGGACUGUAACUGCAGAUUUUUUGGUUAGCAGGUGAAUGCUUAAAUGGUUGUGCUACCCAGGGAUGCCAUGUGUAUGUAUAUGUACCGUUAUGUUUGCCAAGGUAGCCUGGGAGCAGCAACACUCAACAGCAGUGAUUACAUUACACCUAGCAUCCAGAUACCCCAGUAGAAAGAACUAGAGCUCCGUGGCAAAUGGCUGAUUCCAGGACUGGGGCAAGGUAAGCAGAAGACAGUCUGGAACAUCCCGUGUCAGAAAGCAAGGAGAUGCUCAAAGAACGAGGGGACACGUCCAGAGGACACACAAGUCAUUGAAGGGGCUCCCACUGGUCAAAUCUUGGCAAACUGAUUGGACAGCAGCAUAAUAACAGAUUAUAAACCACUGAUAAAAUAGGAAACCCUAAGUCCACAGUUGGGGGUCCCUAAAACCAUUCCCUCAACACGUCUGUCAGUUUGUCAUACUGUGGUGGCUUGCGUGUUGCUGUGAUACUGGAAGCUUUAUCACCGGUAUUUCCAAUACCAGCAGGGUCACCCUUGAUGGGCAGGUUUUAGCUGAGUUUCCAGACUAAGACUAGGAAAAAGGACCUUGUGGUCUUCUGAAAAAAUUCGCUAGUGAAAAUCUUACGAAUAGCAGUGGAAUAUUGUCCGAUACAGUGCCGGAAGAUGAGCCCCUCAGGUUGGAAGGCACUCCGAACAGUACUGGGGAAGUGUUGCCUCUUCGAAGUAGAGUUGACCGUAACAAUGUGGAUGGAAUCAAGCUUUUGGGACCUUCAUUUGCAGAUGUGGCACAACUCAAAAUGAGAAGAAAUGGCUGCAAACAUUAAUAAUUGGAAUGUGGAAUGUACAAAGUAUGAAUCUAGGAAAAUUGGAAGUUGUCAAAAGUGAACAUAAAGAUCGAUACCCUAGGCAUUAGUGAGCUGAAAUGGACUGGUGUUAUCAUCUAUUUUGAAUCAAACAAUCAUAUGGACUACUAUGCUGGGAAUGAAAAAUUGAAGAGGAAUGGCAUCACGUUCGUUGUCAAAAAGAACAUUACAAGAUCUGAAGUACAAGGCUGUCAGUGAUAGGAUAAUAUCCAUACGCCUACAAGGAAGAUCAGUUAAUAAUAGGGCUAUUAGAUUUAGGCACUAACCACUAAGGCCAAAGAUGAGGAAAUGGAAGAUUUUUACCAACUUCUGCAGUCUGAAAUUGAUCAAACAUGCAAUCGAGAUGCAUUAAUAACUACUGGUGAUUGGAAUGUGAAAGUUGGAAACAAAGACAAAAGAUUAGUAGUUGGAAAAUAUUGCCUUGGUGAUAGAAACAACACUGGGAAUCCCCUGAUAGAAUUUCCCAAGACCAAUGACUUCUUCAUUGCAAAUACCCUUUUUCAUCAACAUAACCAGCGACUCUACAUGUGGACCUCACCAGAUAAAAUACACAGGAAUCCAGACGAUGGAAAAGCACAAUUAUCAUCAAUCAUUAACAGGGCCAGGGGCCGACUGUGGAACAGGCCAUGAACUGCACAUGUGCAAGUUCAAGUUGAAGAAAAUCAGUACAAGUUCUCGAGAGCCAAAGUACAAACGAGUAAAUGGAAAAUGUGAUGAGGAACAGCGUAUUUAGUUUCCCCACAAAAUACUUAUUAAACAUAAAGGGGAAAAGAUAACCUCGUGCUGGUGAUCACAUACACCGCUUUAAUGAAGUAAUCAGAGGCUAGCUUUUUUUUUUUUUUUGAUCUAGUUUCCUUUUUCUUUCCUUUUCAAAUUAUUUUUUCAAUAUUCCAUCCCCCUCCUCCUGUUAGCUUAAUUACUGUAUUCUUUUUACUAUUAGCAGUCAGCCGAGGUACCACACUAAAACUCUCGGCUUUUUACUAUUAGCAGUCAGCCGGGAUACCACACUAAAACUCUCGGCUUUUUACUACUAGCAGUCAGCCGGGAUACCACACUAAAACUCUCGGCUUUUUACUACUAGCAGUCAGCCGGGAUACCACACUAAAACUCUCGGCUUUUUACUACUAGCAGUCAGCCGGGAUACCACACUAAAACUCUCGGCUUUUCACUACUAGCAGUCAGCCGGGAUACCACACUAAAACUCUCGGCUUUUCACUACUAGCAGUCAGCCGGGAUACCACACUAAAACUCUCGGCUUUUCACUACUAGCAGUCAGCCGGGAUACCACACUAAAACUCUCGGCUUUUUACUGUUAGCAGUCAGCCGGGAUACCACACUAAAACUCUCGGCUUUUUACUGUUAGCAGUCAGCCGGGAUACCACACUAAAACUCUCGGCUUUUCACUACUAGCAGUCAGCCGGGAUACCACACUAAAACUCUCGGCUUUUCACUACUAGCAGUCAGCCGGGAUACCACACUAAAACUCUAGGCUUUUCACUACUAGCAGUCAGCCGGGAUACCACACUAAAACUCUCGGCUUUUCACUACUAGCAGUCAGCCGGGAUACCACACUAAAACUCUCGGCUUUUCACUACUAGCAGUCAGCCGGGAUACCACACUAAAACUCUCGGCUUUUCACUACUAGCAGUCAGCCGGGAUACCACACUAAAACUCUCGGCUUUUUACUACUAGCAGUCAGCCGGGAUACCACACUAAAACUCUCGGCUUUUCACUACUAGCAGUCAGCCGGGAUACCACACUAAAACUCUCGGCUUUUCACUACUAGCAGUCAGCCGGGAUACCACACUAAAACUCUCGGCUUUUCACUACUAGCAGUCAGCCGGGAUACCACACUAAAACUCUCGGCUUUUCACUACUAGCAGUCAGCCGGGAUACCACACUAAAACUCUCGGCUUUUCACUACUAGCAGUCAGCCGGGAUACCACACUAAAACUCUCGGCUUUUCACUACUAGCAGUCAGCCGGGAUACCACACUAAAACUCUCGGCUUUUCACUACUAGCAGUCAGCCGGGAUACCACACUAAAACUCUCGGCUUUUUACUACUAGCAGUCAGCCGGGAUACCACACUAAAACUCUCGGCUUUUCACUACUAGCAGUCAGCCGGGAUACCACACUAAAACUCUCGGCUUUUUACUACUAGCAGUCAGCCGGGAUACCACACUAAAACUCUCGGCUUUUCACUACUAGCAGUCAGCCGGGAUACCACACUAAAACUCUCGGCAGCGCCUUCAGUUUCUUCAGCACCAGCUCAGAGCCACGUGAGACAGGUAUGUAUCAAGCCCUUUCAAAAGAUGUGGAAACUGAGGAAAUAAGGUAAUCUAAAAGAAAACUGGAAAUAGAACCAAUGUCCUCAACUCUCAUAGUAAUGGUGCUUAUUGUUAGAAAAUCAGGCCUCAUACUGACCCUCUUCGCCCAAAUAUUCUGGUUGUCCUUGAAAGUCCUCUAUGGAUUGUUGUCAUCCUAGCCUCAUCAGUUCCCUAAAUUCUGGCUGAAGGUUCUUCCUAGUUUCAAGGUACCCUGUAAACAUUUGUCUGUUUUUCCUCUCCAGCAUCUACUGUUCUCCCAGGUACCUAGGCCCAGGCCCUCUUGAGUCAUCUAGGAUGCUUCUCUUUCUUUCCACUCAGCCACUGAGUUCUUAGCAAUUAUCUGGUCUGUUACUUCCGCGGAUACAUUAAGCUUCUAUAAACUCAGACAUGCAGCAUAUUGUUGCUGGUCGCCAUCUAGUCGAUUCUGACUCGUGGCGACCCCAUGUGUGCAGAGAACUGUCCCAUUGGGUUUUCAAGGCUGACUUUUCAAAAACCGAUCAGCAGGCCUGUCUUCCAAGAUGCCUCUAUGCAGCGUAUUAAACCCUGUUGCUGCUGAGUCGAUUCCGACUCAGUGACCCUAUAGGUCAAAGCAGAACUGCCUCCGUAUUGUUUCCAAGGCUGUAAAUCUUUGCAGAAGCAGAAGGCCACAUCUUUCUCUUGCAGAGGCUGGUGGCUUCAAACUGCUGACCUUUUGAUUAGCAGCUGUGAUGGUUAAGAUUGUGUAUCAAAUUGGCUGGGCCAUGAUUCUCAGUCCUUUGGCAGUUGUGUAAUGUUGUGAUCACUUCCCUACUGAGAUAUGAUACGUGAUCACCCCCACGAUGGGAUCUGCAGUGAGCAGCCACCUGGUUGAAAAGGAGUUUCCUUGGGCGUGUGGUCUGCAUCCAGUGUGGGUGGACAUUCAUGUGGGGCUUGGGGGCUUUUGGUUUUUCUGUCUGACCUCCAGUUUUUGGGACUUGAGCUAAGCUGCGGUCUUGCCUGCCAAUCUUGGGCUCCUCAGCCCCGUAGCUAUGUGAAUCGGCAGAAGCCUCUAUUCCUGACCCACAGACUUAGGACAUUACAGCCUCUAGAACCCUGUGAACCAUUUCCUUGAUAUAAAUCUCUCCCUGUAUACAUAUAUACACUAUACUGGUUUUGCUUCUCUAGAGAACCUAGCCUAAGACAGUGGUGAAACACUUUAACCAAUGUGCUUCCCUCCAGCAUAUUACUAACCUCUUAAUUGGUUUUUUAGCCUCCAUACUUGCCCUACUUUCCUUUCUCUUAUACACAUUACCUCCAGGUUAAUAUUUGAAACUGCCCUUCAUCUUGAAGCUUCUAGUUUUCUAAUAGUCUGUCUAUAGAGUCUCUAGGUGGUGCAAACAGUUAAUGGCUGCUAACUGAAAAGCUGGCGGUUUAAGUUAACUCAGGCACUUCACAGGAAAGGCCUGGCAAUCUUCUGAAAACUCACUCACUGAAAACCCUAUAGGGCACAGAUCUGUGGUCGUCAUGAGUCGGACUGAACUCAAUGGCAUUUGUUUUAUAUAACUAUAGCAAGGAAACCACAUAUAGGUAUAAAUCAUUUUUGUAUGUGGCAAGAAAUGGCUGCUAUCAGUUUUCCUCCUUUUCAACGUGGUGGCACUACCAGCUCCCUUUGAGAGCACAGAACAGCAGCUGCUUCUUAUGUCAGCACUGCCAGAGGAAGCAAAGCCUCUGGAAAAAGCUGUAUUUGAUUAAUAUUUAUGAUUCUCUUAGUCGGGAUAUCACGUAGUCAGUACCUAGUCAUAGAAUUCAAAUGCGUUAGAAUGAGAAGAAAUACCUAUGUUUAAAAUGAAGGGGAAGGUGACGUUUUCUUCUCAAAGUGGUCAUUUGAAAACGUAAGUGGUGAGAAACCCUCUGGAAUGUUUACUUACAUGUGAAUAAUAUUAAAUGAGCAUUGUAUGCUGCAUUAAUGUUAACACACAACAGCUAAUUUUGGCAGGGUUUUAUAUCCAGCUAUGUUCGUGGGGAAGAGAAGUACCUUCUGUGAACCUCCUCUGCGAGUCGAGCCGUUGCUCACACCUUGGUUUUCAUUUCCAAUUCCACUGCAGUUAGAUCGGCUUUAAUCAGCUAUAACUAUUUCAACACCUAAUUAUUACUUACAAGUAAUUUCUUUGCAUCACUCACUGUAAGCAUUCUGUUCUUGUCAUGAUCUCUUCUCCUGAUAACAAACUUAUCUUCAGUCAUGGUUACGUGGGUUUUUCUACUGAUCUAUUGAUUUUGAAGCAUCCCGUCAGCGAAUUCUAUUAGGAGUAAAGUAACUCCUGGUGUGUGACUAGCGUGCGCUCAGGCCUAUGCUGGGUUCUGAGUGACACUCGUUUCUGGUUUAUGUGAAUCGCAUACCAGGCAGUGAUGCUUAUUCCCAAGAGUUCAGGUAACUGUUCUUGCAAUAAAGUUACACUGGUCAUUUUUGACAUUUUACGUAAUACACAGCCGUUUCUAUUUUUUCUAAAUAUCCAGCGACCUAAGUUCAAUGGACUGUGCAGGUAAAAACGCUCUGAAAGAGGGCUCUUAAAAACAAAAGUUUAGAAUAACAACAUAUUUACAUUACAAAAGUGCACAGAUCCAGGUAAGAGCUCUAUGCCCAUGUGCAAAGAUGAAGGGAUGUCUACGGUGACUGAGAAGUUGUCACAUGCCUGAGAAGCCCCAGCUCACGGCAAAACCUAACUUGCCUUAUGUAGGAGAUUUGUCUUUGCCUUUGGUUCUCCCUACGAAGCCUUCCAAUUACCAAAGUAGUGAAGGACUGAUGAAGGUUUGUAGAGUAUAAAAAACCAAACCCAUUGCUGUUGAGUCAAUUCUGACUCAUACUGACCCUACAGAAAAGCUAAUUAUUGCUAACCAACAAUGGAUUCCUGAGGAGGUGGAAGGCUAACACACCAAGGAUUUUUCAGGCAAAGGUUGUCUUCAUCGUGAUAAUGGGCAGCUCCUUGUGCUGCUCUUCCCUGCAGCAGUCAACCUUUCUCUGAGAUUUGAUUCAGCCAGCAGGCCCCUCCCCUAAGAUAUUUUUUUCCCUUGUUCACUUGUUUCCUAGAGGUGGUAGUUUCUUCCUACAGUUGCUACCUUUGCUACACCUUAAGAGUUCUCGUUAACAAGUCUUUUUAUUAAAGCAUUCUCAAUAAUACAAUGUUGAAAAAAAGCUUUUGACAAAAUUCAACACCCAUUCCUAGUGAGAACACUUGAUAGGAAUUGAUGGGUACUGCUAUCAUGAUGGUGCCCUGGUGGCACAGUGGUUAAGAGGUUGGCUGCUAACCAGAAGGUCAGCAGUUCGAAUCCACCAGCAGCUUCUUGGAAACGCAAUGGGGCAAUUCUACUCUGUCCUAUAGGGUUGCUGUGAAUCAGAGUCGACUCGACAGCAACAGGCUUGGUUUUGGUUUGGUUAUGGUGAGAAGCUCUGGUGACACAGUGGUUAAAGUACUUAACUGCCAAUCAAAGGUCAGAGGUUCGAACCCAUGGGAGAAAGACGUGGCAGUCUGCUCCCAUACAGAUGACAGCCUUGUAAAUCCUAUGGGGCAGUUCUACUCUAUUCCUAUAAGGUGGCUACGAGUCAUAAAAUAUGUUCACCGUAGUCUGAAAGCCAGCAUCUUAACAGGAAAACACUGGAGCAUUUCCAUUAAAAGCAAGAAUGAAGGCAAGGGUGCCAUUUCUCUGCCACGGUUCAACACUGCGCUGGAUGUAUUAAGCAAUGCAAUGAGGCAAGAAACAUUAAAGGCAAAAAAAUUGGUAAGAUAUAAAAUCAUCUCUAUUUGAGGUGAUAUGAUGUCACACCUAAAAAAUGGUAAAAAACAAUGUAAGAAUUCAGUCAGGAAGCAAGAUACCCAAUGAACAUAAACCAAUUGCCGUCACAUCUACAACCAGUAAAGCACAUAAACGCUAGAGAAAAUCCCUUCCAAUAGCAGCAAAAACAAAAACUGAAUACUCUGAAUAAAUUAACGAGAAACAUGUAAAACCUAUAAAAUUUUUAAAACACUUCUGACACAAAAGUAGACUACUCUUGGUUAGGAUGACUUAAAAUCAAAGGUAUCAUUCAGUUAACUAAAAUUAGAUCCCUAUCUCACACAUGCACAAGAAUAAACUCCAAAAUAAAUCAGGGAUCUACCUAAAUGUAAAAAAAUGAAACCACACAAGCACUAGAAAAACAUGGGUAAAUUCAUACUUAACCUCAGUGUAGGGCAAGGCUUUCUAAAAUCAACAGGCAACAAAAAGAUUAAUACAUAAAAAAUAAGCUUUUUAUACUGGUAAAAAAUACCAUAGUCAAAGACAACUAGAGAGUUGGGAGAAAAUAUCUGUAACGUUUAUCACGGAUAAGAGCUUAUAAAGAAUUUUUAAAAUUGGAGAAAAGACCAAAAAACCCAACAGUAACAUGAAAAUCUUUCGGAGCAGUUCCCUUUGGUUUUGGUGAGUACGAUAGUUUUCAAUGAGUUCUGCGAGUCCCUCUAGCAAAUUAACAAACCCUCAAACCUUGCAGUUUGGCUGAUUUUGAAUAAUUACAAUGGGAAAAACAGUAACUUGACAGUGGAGAAAUCUGAUAGACUAUCCUAACCAAGUAGCCAAAGUUAACAUUACUAGUAAUGGGACAAAGUGACAUCGUGUACUUCCUGCCAUGAUAGAAGGAGGGCUUAUCAGUUCUGUGGUAUCCUUGCCAAAAAUGCAUACAUACAUUCAAUGAGGAAACAUCAGAGAGAAACAAAACUGAGGGAUCUUCUACAAAUAACUGGCCUAUACUUUUCCCCAAAAAGUCAAGUCAGGAAGGAUAAACACCGAAGUGUUCCAGAUUAAAGGAGACUAAAGAGAAAUGGGGGUCACUCGUCUAUUGAUCAAAAGGUUGGAGGUUUGAGACCACCCAGAAGCCUCUUGGAAGAAAAGCCUUGUGAUCUACUUUUGAAAAAUCAGUCAUUAAACAACCCCGUAGAGUCUUAAAUGCUAACAAGCGGCCAUCUAAGAUGCAUCAAUUGGUCUCAACCCACCUGGAGCAAAGGAGAAUGAAGAACACCAAGGUCACACGGUAACUAUGAGCCCAAGAGACAGAAAGGGCCACAUGAACCAGAGACUUACAUCAUCCUGAGACCAGAAGAACUAGAUGGUGCCCGGCCACAACCAAUGACUGCCCUGACAGGGAGCACAACAGAGAACCCCUGAGGGAGCAGGAGAGCAGUGGGAUGCAGACCCCAAAUUCUCAUAAAAAGACCAGACUUAAUGGUCUGACUGAGACUAGAGGAAUCCCAGCAGUCAUGGUCCCCAAACCUUCUCUUGGCCCAGGACAGGAACCAUUCCCGAAGACAACUCAUCAGACAUGGAAGGGAGUGGACAAUGGGUAGGAGAGAGAUGCCGACGAAGAGUGAGCUACUUGUAUCAGGUGGACACUUGAGACUGUGUUGGCAUCUCCUGUCUGGAGGGGGGAUGGGAGGGUAGAGAGGGUUAGAAACUGGCAAAAUCGUCACGAAACAAGAGACUGGAAGGAGAGAGCAGGCUGACUCAUUAGGGGGAGAGUAAGUGGGAGUAUGGAGUAAGGUGUAUAUAAGCUUAUAUGUGACAGACUGGACUUGAUUUGUAAACUUUCACUUAAAGCACAAUAAAAAAAAAAAAAAACCCGUAGAAGGUAAUUAUGUGCCCAAGAGACAGAAAGGACCAUGUAAACCAGAGACUACAUCAGCCUGAGACCAGAAGAGCUAGAUGGUACCUGGCCACAACCGAUGACUGCCCUGACAGGGAACACAACAGAGAACCCCCGAGAGAAAGCAGGAGAGCAGUGGGAUGCAGACCCCAAAUGCUUGUAAAAAGACCUUAUUUAAUGGUCAGACUGGGACUGGAAGGACCGCAGACCUUCUGUUAGCCUAAGACAGGAACCAUUCCCAAAGCCAGCUCUUCAGACAGGGAUCGGACUGGAAAAUGAUACUGGUGAAGAACGAGCUUCUUGGAUCAAGUAGACACACUAGACUAUGUUCGCAUCUCUUGUCUGGAGGGGAGAUGGGAGGGCAGAGGGGGCCAGAAGAUACCCAAAUGGACAUGAGGAGACAGAGUAGAGGGAAGAACUGUGCUGUCUCAUUGGGGGAAGAGUAAUUAGGAGUGUAUGUAAGUUUUUUAUGAGAGGCUGACCUGAUUUUUAAACUUUCACUUAAAGCACAAUAAAAAUUAAAAAACAAAAACAAAACCCUGUGAAGCAGUUUUACUCUGAUAUACUCUGGGUCGCCAUGAGUCAGAAUCAACUUGAUGGCACUGGUUUAGAGACAGAAGACAACUAAAUGCAGUGUGUGGAACUGAACUAGAUCUUGGGCUAGGAGGAUAUCAGUGGGGCCAACAGUGAAAUCUGAACAAGGUCUGUGGAGAACAGUACAAUGCAAAAUAAGAGAUUAAAAAAAAAAAAAAAAGGAUUACAGUAUAGUUAAUAAUGUUAAUUUACUCUGACAGCUAUCCUGUAGUUAUAUGUUAACAUUUGGUGAAUAUAUGCAGAGUAUAAGCAGAUACUUAACAUCUCUGCAACUUAGGUGUGAAACUGUUUCAAAAUGAAAGUUAAAAAAAAUUUUUAAGUACAUCCCCUUAACCAGGAAAGUUACUUGAACAAUCUCUCCGCAGUAUGUGAAGUUAACCUUGAUAUUAGCAUUAUGAAAACAUGUUUGAAACUCAGCCUUCAUCUGUAAUCAAAUGGGAAAUGAAAAUUCUAGAAUGUAGCUCAACCGUUCUAUUUACUAGGGCCUGUCCUGUUAAGCAUCAGCACUAUAAAUAUUAAAAGGAUAUACUCUAAACGGGAAACACCUACCGAGUUCUGGUCAAGGGGUCAAAAGAAACUAAGGAAAAGGCUGCUCUAAUGACUUAGGAGGAAAUGGGUAGCAAAAUGAAAGUGAUGGAAACGAGGAGAAGGCAACCAAAAUGACCCUGAAUUCUUGAUAACCAAGGAAAAGAAGUGUGGGUAUCUGGAAUGUGUUGAGAGAAGAAUGCAUAGUAUGCAGGAUGAAGAAGGCAAAAUGAGUUAACAAUAUUAAAAAGUAACCAGAGGGGUGGACAUGCUUCAUCUGCAGGGAGCAAGUAGAGGUACAGGGAAGAAAGAACACUUCAAAUAUUUGAUGAAAGCCCUUAAGUAGGAGAGAGAUUCAAUUCAUUUCCUUUUUUAUGCUCUUAAAUCUAUACAUAUGGCUAAUGGAUGACAGACACUAGUAAUGGGGGAUUUUCAAAGGUGCAGAUGCCUCUACAGGAUUUUCUCCAGCAACAGGCCAGAGGACCCUGUGGCAACAGAGGAGGAGGAUCGGGAUGUCUGACUCCAAGUCUUCUCCAGCCUGGACACUAAUGCUACAGAGCUGCUGCUAACUUAGACUUUUUACUAAGCCUUUCAAACCCGUUACUCUGGCCAACAAUACAGGCAAAAAUCACCAAUCUUAACAUUUGUCUCAACUUUUUGUAAAAACAAACAAAAAACAAGCAACAAAUAAGUGGAAUAGAAAGAACACUAUUGAGUUUGACAAUUUAUUGGUAUUUUAGUAAGACAUUCAUCUCAGUCAUUUCUCUCUCCCAUCUUGACCUCAGGUAAAUAUUUCCUUUGGGUCAAGAAAAGAAUACGUAGGAGAGGGAUAAUUAUUUUAACAUAAACAAUAAAAUGAAUGAAAAUGGAAAGUUUGCCUACAUUAAAGUAAGUUAAAGUUAAAUUCAUGUAUCUUGAUAUAAUUAAAUCAUGUAAGUAAGUAAGAACUAACAGCUCUAUAUACAUUUCUCCAUUGUUUUACUUGGGACUUAUUCUAAACUUAAAUGCAAGUGAACAAAAGUGUUAGGAAUAUACAACAGUCAGGCUGCUUCUCUGGAGUUAUUACCUAUUAAAAGAGCUCAGCUAGCAGUUACCACCAAUAAAAUAGUGACAUGUCCUCCAAAUUUAACACUGUAGGAAUUUUCAAGGAAAUCGUAUGUUCCUUUUGUUUGUGACUAUGUUUUUAAAGAUGUGUUUAACUGUCACAUUAAGAAAAAAACAGUUCAUAGACGAUAAAAAAAUACAAAAAAAAAAAAGGAAGAAAAUACCACCCUAAACCUCACCAACACGUAGAACAAUGUAUGGUCAGACAUUCCAUAAACUGUCUGAAGAUGCAUUUUCCGUCCUUCUAUUUUCAGCAUUUUUUUUUUUUACAAUGUGCUCCUGAGAGCCCAGUGGUCAGUGCAUACACACUUAAAAUAAACCACAGUAUUCCAUUAGUAAGAACUCCUGUAGUAAGGUCAAUUCAAAUUGGAUUUCACAAAUUAGUAACUUAAAUGCUUUGACAAAGUACAGAAAGUGCAUCUUCUCACUUUUCAUCUUCAUAUAGUAUUUUCUUUUUUAGAUGUUCAUAACCUUUUAAAAAAUAAAAACAGCCAAAUACAUAAGCAUUAUGUACAUUUGAAUAUUGGGGUGGUGGUUUGUAUUUUAAAAGAAACAGCUUCCUCAGGUUCUCAUGGAAAUGAUUUCAGGAACUAGCUAAACAAACAAAAAAAAAAAAACCAAGAGAAGCACGUUCAAAAUACUGAUUUACUUUG
Molecule: messenger RNA, 23067 nt
Organism: Loxodonta africana (African savanna elephant)
Lineage: Eukaryota; Metazoa; Chordata; Mammalia; Proboscidea; Elephantidae
Gene: ZBTB11
Product: zinc finger and BTB domain containing 11
Exons: 11
Coding region: 3600-6761 (1053 amino acids)
Biological process (GO): regulation of transcription by RNA polymerase II
Cellular component (GO): nucleus
Molecular function (GO): DNA-binding transcription factor activity, RNA polymerase II-specific; protein binding
Source: RefSeq, a predicted model, not a curated record